Molecule: messenger RNA, 2846 nt
Organism: Lutzomyia longipalpis
Lineage: Eukaryota; Metazoa; Arthropoda; Insecta; Diptera; Psychodidae
Product: carcinine transporter
Exons: 7
Coding region: 308-2470 (720 amino acids)
Biological process (GO): transmembrane transport
Cellular component (GO): membrane
Molecular function (GO): transmembrane transporter activity
Source: RefSeq, a predicted model, not a curated record
AUUGUCUUUUAAUGUUGGAAAUAUGAUCUAUUUGAGUUUUUUAUUUAUUUCAUUUCAAUGGAAUCUUUAUGCUGCUACAAUGACAUGAAUAAAUCAUUGUUUUUGAUUGAUUUUGCAGAGAACUUCCGUUCAGCAGUCCAAAUAAGCUUUAUAGUUUUGGACCAUUUAGAUGGACUAGUAGCUGAUCAAAUUUACGCGAGCUGCUUGAAUUUUUUGAGUGUUAAACUACACAUAGAAAAAUUAGGUAUAAAGGUGUGAGUUGGUGAGUGAAUAUCGAGUGUGUUGGGCACUUUAAUUGCCCCACGUUAUGCGAAUGCAAAGUGCAGUGCGUGGGACCGAAGCGGCGGGUGUGCUGGAAGUGUGCACAUUUAAUGUACGCCACGGUACUGUGGCAGUGGAAGUGCAAGUGUUUCGGAAUAUGGAACGUUUUCCUCGAAGUGGAGAUAUUUCGUCGUCAAUCCCAUUCAGUGUGGAGGAAUUGGACGAGGAACAUUCAGUGCAAGAAAGGGUACCACUUAAUGCAAACCCUGAAAGUGCGUUCGAAAGUGCGCUGGGCAAUAAUGCAGCAGAAGAUGACACUUUUGAUCUGGAUGAACUCUUACCGUCAAUCUCGGAAUUUGGGAAAUAUCAGAAACUCUUGGUAUUCUUAAUAUGUCUUCCGGCAUGUAUACCAUGUGGCUUUGGAGCUUUCAAUCAGCUUUUUAUGGCGGACUCCCCAACAGAUUACUGGUGCACAGUUCCUCAACUCGAAAACAUUACAAAUAUAUCUGCAAUAGAUAGACGAAAUUUGGCUAUUCCUACAAACGAAGAUGGGUCAUUUAGUAAAUGUGAGAGAUAUAUUGUAAAUUGGACUGAAGUAUUAGAAAAUCACCAUGGAGAUUUACAGGGAUUCAGUAAUCCGCAAAAUACAUCAUGGCCCAUUGAAAAGUGCAUCGAUGGAUGGGAAUUCAAUACAACUGAUUCGCGAUCGUCCAUUGUAAUCGAUUUUAAUUUGGUUUGUCACCGUGAUAUAUAUCCAACUGUAGGACUAUCUGCACUAAACAUUGGUGGUCCAAUAGGCGUAUAUUUCUUUGGACUACUAAAUGAUCGAGCUGGAAGGAGAAUAUCCUACUUCUGUUGCCUCGCUACGCUUCUUUUUGGUAGUUUUCUCACAGCAAUAAGUGUCAAUUUCUGGACAUGGGCCGUAAGUAGAGCCGUCGUGGGACUUACAGUACCUGCAGUCUACCAAAUUCCAUUUAUACUAGCACUAGAACUCGUGGGACCUUCCUAUAGGUCCUUUGUAACAGUUAUGACGUGUACUUUCUACACGUUUAGUUUGAUGAUAUUGGCUGGUGUUACAGCCAUCAUCGACGAUUGGCGUGCCCUAUCGCUAUAUACAUCAGUUCCAUUUCUUCUCUACUUCCUGUAUAUAUUUGUUAUGCCGGAAUCUCCACGAUGGCUCCUAGCACAGGGACGACUUGAGGAAGCGCUGAAAAUUCUUGAAAUAAUGGCAAAGGUGAAUGGGAAGACUUUUCCAAGUUGGUUUCGUGAGAAGUUACAGCAAAGGAUGGCGUACAGGAAAUGUACUGGAAAACAAGAUAAACCACAGAGGAGAGUUGGUGCAUUUGAUUUGUGCAGAACACCAAAUAUGCGCCUUAAAACAAUUCUCAUAACACUAAAUUGGUUUGCCAAUGAAACCGUCUAUUUGGGAUUGAGUUACUAUGGCCCAGAAUUGGGGGAUAAUGCGCACUUGAGCUUCUUCUUCUCAUCCCUUGUGGAGAUUCCAAGCUAUGUAUUGUGUUGGAUUAUCAUGGAUCGAUGGGGUCGUCGUUGGCCACUCUGCUUACUCAUGAUUCUCGGUGGAAUCAGCUGUAUUGUAACGGUGAUGUUACCUGAGGAAGCUAAAUUGGAUACACUUGUGCUCUUCUUAAUCUCCAAAUCCAUGAUCUCAGCAUCUUUUCUUAUUAUUUAUCCAUUUGCCGGGGAAUUGUAUCCAACUCAAGUACGUGGUGUUGGAAUUGGAACUUCUAGCUAUAUCGGAGGUUUAGGACUUAUUGGGAUUCCAUUUAUAAAUUAUCUGGGUAAAGAUAACCUUCGUCUGCCGUUGGUUAUAAUGGGUGCAGUAUCAGUUGUAGGGGGAAUCACAGGUCUUCGUUUGCCAGAAACACUCCAUCAUUGUCUACCGCAGACACUUGAAGAAGGCGAAAAGUUUGGUAAAGAUUGGAAUUGGCGCGAAUGUAUCCGAUGCAUUCCACUACGUCCGGCGGAGCCCACAGCGAAUUUAUAUGAGACUUUAUCAAAGAAGGACGAACCCCAAAGUGAUGUUGAACUCAAAAUGUCCAAAGGAAAGUACUUAAAGGGCAAAAGUUCGGACAAGGGGGACAGAGGGCACAAAGAAAGGAAUUCAAUGAAGCGCCUUGUCCGACAGUCGAGCACAAUGGAUACCCAAAAAACCCAUGAUGGUGCUAUGCAACUUACAUACUGGUUCUAAUUUUGGUUCUAAUAUUCUUUGACAUUUUUUAAGCUUUAUUAAGUUUAAUUUUUAGUCUAAUUUGAAUCAAUUCUGCUGCUUAUGUGAUUUUAUAAUUUUGCGUUUGCGAUACUCAUAUUAUGUAUGUGUACAGAAUUAGGGAUAGUGACAUUAACCCAGAUAUGCUCAGAAUUUUUAAAAAUUUUCGCAAAAUCUGACUUCAAAAUUAUCUAGAAAAGUUAAUUCUAAAACUCCUUUAAUUGAAUCUAUUUUACUAAUGAAAGUAAAAUUGUCGAGGGUUAAGUUGACAAAUUUGGGUUGAUAAAGAAUUCCAUAUAUGCAUUGUAAAUUUUUUUUCUGAAUUAAUCUAAUUAAUAAAUUUAAAAAUAAUUUACAA